ACAGAACAUCGACACAGCUACCACACCACAACGAUCUUCGCAGCACCAACCGAGCUCCCCUCCACCUCCAACACCACCAGUGAAGUCGAACACACCCACCAUGGCCUCCAGCUCGAGCGCCACACCGCUCCUCUACAGCUGCAUCGCCUACAACUCCACCAUCCUCGCCGAACACACCUCCAGCGCCAGCAGCGGAACCUCCAACCUCGCAUCCCUCAUCCUCCCCAAAAUCGACCACAAAUCCGCUCAAAAACUCACUUACACCCACCAAGAGAACUUCAUCCACUACAUCGCCGAUGCCUCCCCUUCAUCUUCCGAUCCCUCUUCCCUCAGCGCCGCAGGCCUCACAUACCUCGUAGUAGCCAAAUCCGAUCUCGGCCGACGCGUCCCAUUCGGUUUCCUUGUUGAAAUCAAGAAGCGAUUUCUCGCACAAUAUGAUCCGGAACGCACGACAUUCGGGUCUUUACCUGCCUACGGCGCGGCGGCAUUUAAUUCGGAAUUGAAGAAAUUGAUGGUGGAGUUUGGGACGACGAAAGCAGGGCAAGAAGAUGCUUUUCGGAAUGUACAGAGUGAAAUUGAUAAUGUGAGGGGGAUCAUGACGGAGAAUAUCGAGAGGGUGUUGGAGAGGGGUGAGAGGAUUGAUUUGUUGGUUGAUAAGACGGAUCGGUUGGGUGGGAGUGCACGGGAUUUUAGGGUGAGGAGUCGCGGGUUGAAAAGGAGGAUGUGGUGGAAGAAUGUUAAGUUGAUGGUUUUGUUGGUUGUGGUGAUUGUGUUUUUGUUGUAUUUGUUUGUGGGGUUUGGGUGUGGGCUUCCGGCCUGGGGGAAGUGUGUUGGGCGUGGUUGAGGUGUGGGAGGGAUAAGAUGGAAAUCAGACUGCAACGCGAUGCGUUCUCAGGCGUGUAAGAGUAUGCAUGGGGAGUGUAUGACUGGGUUGCGGGCAACGGGCAGGCAAACAGGAGCACUGACGAAUGAUCUCAGCUUUACGACUACUACCCUUAACAGUACAUACACCAGUAAUACGACGAUGACGCUGACGACGACAAUAUCCCCUGUA
Messenger RNA from Cercospora beticola, 1054 nucleotides. Its product is annotated as synaptobrevin family protein. Gene Ontology annotation, cellular component: membrane. The record is from RefSeq and is a predicted model, not a curated record. Lineage: Eukaryota; Fungi; Ascomycota; Dothideomycetes; Mycosphaerellales; Mycosphaerellaceae. Gene Ontology annotation, biological process: vesicle-mediated transport.